Molecule: messenger RNA, 1439 nt
Organism: Monascus purpureus
Lineage: Eukaryota; Fungi; Ascomycota; Eurotiomycetes; Eurotiales; Aspergillaceae
Source: the annotation of a GenBank genome assembly
GCUUUCUGGAAAUUACAGUUUGGCAUGCUCAUGCUACGUGCCUCUAUUUUUGUUUUAAAUCCCUCCGGGCAUCUGAGAUUUAGGCCGUCGAUGUAAGUUCGGCCCUACGCGCUCUUAAGAGUCAAUACUCCCUUUGCUCUUGGUACAUCAUCUGCAUUUCUAUCCUGUUUUACAUACAUCCACAAUGGACCGUUCCCAGACCCUGCUGUCUGCCGUCCCCAGAGGCACUUGGUCGCAGUCUACCAGCAGCGCCUUCAGUCCCCAUGCAAAUCCCGAUGAGGACUGGACUCAGAUCUCUGAUCUUGCUGAACGGCGCCGUAUCCAGAACCGCAUUGCCCAGCGCAACUACCGAAAGAAGUUAAAGCGCCGUCUCGAAGAUCUGGAGAGAAAGGCUGGCUCAGACGCUGCUUUUUCCAAUGCACAAGAGCAGAGUCAGCCUUCCAAAAAGACCCCAAAGACAAAGACAACGACAGCUACAUCCACAUCUACAUCGACCAGAUCCCGCACAAAGCAGCAGCAACAACAGCAGCGCUCCCCCUCAGCCCGUCAGCGCGCUCACGAUCUCUCCUCUCCUUCACCCUACGAUCCCUAUCCUCCUUCAAUGUUCUCCCAGCAAUGUACCAGACAACUCUCUACUUCCCCGCCGCCAGUAUUCGCCUACCCUCCUUCUUCUUACCCUCCCUUGGACGGAUACCUCCAACCCGUAUAUACCCCGGUAGUACCAGUCACCCCUCACCACUACAUCCCGAACAGCUAUAACGAUUUUGCCUGGAACGCCUCCGAACAUCAGCAUUUCGUCUCUGUCCUACCCCCAUCUUCCUCAUCCUCCUCCUCAUCAUCAUCGUUAAUGGUUCCGGGUGGGCUCCCACCGGACUCGAUGAAGGGCCAUACCCAUGAUGGCAGUCUACAUCAUCCGGGUCACGGGUUAUUUCCCCAUGAAAACACGACAGAGGAUGCCUUUGGUCCGUUCAGUAUAGAGUAUCCUCCUAUUCCCAGUCUGGAUUGGCACUCUUCUUCCUCUUCUUCGCCAUCUUCUUCAUCGUCUUCUGGGCGGACGCGUUCUGUCUCUGAUGUUCCUACCCUAGCUUUCCCCAUCGUCGGUAACGGCGGGCCCCUUUCCUCCUCGCCGCCUUCGCCUUCAGAAACUUCCCUCAUAGCGUACCCAUUAACCCCUGAUUCAGACCAGAGGUUUGCGGGGGGCUCUUCGCCGUUCGUUUGAUCCCGUUCGAUUUCUUUUUCGUUUCAGUACGAAACUUGGGAUUGGGAUUUUGCCCUUACAGCGUUGAUGCCAUAUAGCUGUCUGUGUUAAUUAUCCGUCUGUCUUAGCUGAAUCAGGGUUCGGUUUUCCUGUUUUGAUCAAAGUUUUGGAUGGUUUUGGAUGAAAUGAUUACUAUUUAGGUUCUCUUCAUGUCGUAGAUACUAUCAUAUUUAUAUUAUUA